AAGCUGUGAAACGAAACUUUGAAAGCACGAGAGAGAGAUUUAGAAAAUCAAAAACCUUAAACGGGUUUCAUAAAUUACAAGAUAAAUGAAAUUGAUAUGGAUAAUAUUAAUGUCGAACUUAUGUUUAAUCGACUGUAUUCGAAAUACAUCAUCGUUAGAGUACAAAACUCUGUAUUUCAAACAGAAGGUUGACCACUUUGGAUAUGCGAACUCUGAUGUGUAUAUGCAGCGUUACAUUGUUGCUGACAAACACUGGAGACCUGGUGGACCUAUGUUUUUUUACACAGGAAAUGAAGGAGACAUUUUUAUGUUUGUUAAUAACACUGGUUUAAUGUGGGACUGGGCCCAGGAAUUCAAAGCAAUGCUGGUUUUUGCUGAGCAUCGCUACUAUGGAAACUCUACUCCUUAUGGCAACAGAUCAUAUGAUAAACUGCAGUAUUUGGGCUACUUGACCUCCGAGCAAGCUCUGGCAGAUUUUGCUACCUUGAUAACCUACUUGAAAUCAACAAUUAAAGGAGCAGCUGGUAUACCUGUUGUUGCAUUUGGAGGAUCGUAUGGUGGUAUGUUGUCUGCCUGGCUAAGGUUGAAAUAUCCACAUAUCGUGAUUGGAGCUUUGUCGUCCAGUGGACCCCUUCUUCAGUUUACUGGAUUGACUCCUUGUGGUAUUUUUUCUCAGAUUGUGACCAAAGACUUCCAGCAAGUUUCAUCGACAUGUGUUCAACUCAUCAGGGAUUCUUGGCCUGCUGUUCGUAGGGUGGGAAAAACAAGUGAAGGGUUGAAAUGGCUGACUACAAGGUUUAACCUCUGUGCAUCUCUAACUCAUGAAAGUUUAGAAGAUUUUAUUUUAUGGCUGAGAGAGACGUGGACAUUUCUAGCCAUGACAGAUUACCCUUAUCCUACAAGUUUUCUGGUUCCACUUCCAGCUUAUCCUAUCAAAGUAAGUCCUGGUGACAUUGUUACAAGAAAUAUUUCCUCAUCAAUGGCCGUCAAAACAUCCAUUGCUGCCACAGAAGUCUGCAAGUUGAACAUCUCGGAACCUUUCAGAUUAGUUGUAGUCAGAAAGAGCAAAGAUAGAGACACAAUGUACAGAUUAGUUGUAGUCAGAAAGAGCAAAGUUAGUGACACAUUUUGCUGGAUCUUUUAUAGUAAUGGACUUCUAGACCCGUGGAGUGGUGGAGGGAUCCUGAAGUCCUUGUCUGAAUCCCUGGUGGCUAUAACCAUCCCAGGAGCUACUCACCAUCUUGACUUGCGUUCAGCCAACUCAGCGGACCCACCAACAGUUAUUAAGGCUAGGCUUCUGGAGAAGAUGAUUAUCAAAAAGUGGUUGCAUCAGGCUAGGAGCCUUUGAUGAAAUACAGUCAACAUGUAAGGAUGUUAACGAAAACUUCCAUGCAAGAAAUUUUUACCUUUUUUUUAAAAAAAAGUAAAGACAUUUAGAGUGAUUCAAACGUUAAAUAAAGAACUUUAAUCACUUUGAAACAUAAGUUAA
Messenger RNA from Limulus polyphemus (Atlantic horseshoe crab), 1489 nucleotides. Its product is annotated as lysosomal Pro-X carboxypeptidase-like. Lineage: Eukaryota; Metazoa; Arthropoda; Merostomata; Xiphosura; Limulidae. Gene Ontology annotation, biological process: proteolysis. The record is from RefSeq and is a predicted model, not a curated record. Bases 86 to 1348 code for a protein of 420 amino acids. The transcript is spliced from 8 exons. Gene Ontology annotation, molecular function: dipeptidyl-peptidase activity; serine-type exopeptidase activity.